AUGCAAGAUGGUAGAGGUCGUCUAAUUCUUCGUAUUGAUAACGCAAGCCUUUCGGAUGCUGGACAUUAUAGAUGUCAUGGUGAUGUCAACACACAGGAUGCUUUUCUUAGUGUCCAUCCGAAAGAACAUUUCGCUGUUAAUCAUACCAAUGGCCUUCCAGCCGUGCCGCUUGCUGCUGGUAUGCUCAAGUUUUUUAGGAUGUUUCCAUCUGACCGUGCUGACGAGGUUAUCCUUUACUGCCCUCUAACAAAUGCUCAACAAGUUCUUGCCUGGGAAUGGCGUGAACCAAUUCCACCCGAUUCAGAACUGGCUGCCGUUCUUCCAAGAGAUGCGAUUCCGAGUAGAACAGUUUCCUUCAACGAAUCCGGAAUUUUCUCUAAUGAAAAUGUAGAAAUUGGGCCUGGUCUGGCAUGGGUUCGAAUCCUCGACCCAUUUUCUCCAGAGGCACCAAACAAACUUUGGUGUAAAUUUGAAAUGCAGGAUCUGUGGCAUAGCAAGCGAGGACAUCCCUCCUAUUAUGAAAUACACUGGACGCUUUACGAGCCUAUCAAUGUCAAGGUAAUGCUCCACAAUUCCUCCUCUGAGCCCCUUUUCUACGACCAAGAGACACGUGGCAAUGGCGUCGACUAUUCAGCCAUCUACGGCAGUCUGGGGCUGGAGCGCGAAAGCUCUUCUCACCGGGACCGAAUGGCUCUUCUCGCUGAGCCCAAACCGCGUCUGAUCGAGGGCUAUCCGGCGCGCUUGGCCUGCGUCUACAGGCCCAUUCACGGCUCCCAAUCAGCCGGCAGACCGGUGCAAAUCGCCGCCUGGUUCCGCGGUGAUGACUAUCGACCACUGCCACAGCCUCCCUUCCACGUAAACAAUACGCAGGAGGAGGGAGUGUCGUGGUUAACCGUGCGCGCAUUUCCCCUCAACCUAGCCGAGGAUCAGCCCUCGUUCGAGCAGGCAGAACAGGUGCCUUAUGAAAAAAUCACCUGUGUUGUGAACAGUCUAGUGGAUGAGGAGAACAAUUACACUGUAACUUCUAAUGCCAGUCUGGUCCUUGAAGUUAUUCGCCAGCCUCGAAUUAUUGCGACCCAAGAAAUGUCUGCAGAGGUCUCUCUUGGCGACUACGUUCAGCUAACAUGUCUUGCCAUCGCAAACGGGAGGCCCAACAUAUCGAUUGACUUCAGCUCGAAAGUGGGCAGACGUCCCUGGGGGUUCCUCACUUCUGCUGCCGAGUCUCAAAGCGAUCCCCUGGAAACUGGUAGUCCUGAAGACGUUCAAACCGCCGGCUGGAGUCCGCUUGUUGAGUCGUACCGGCUAAAGCUGCACCAGCCUCAGGCCGACCCUCAGAAGCCCAUGCUGCAUAAACUGGUUGUCGAUGUUCGAGGGGCCCUACGAGAGCAUCACGGCGUGUACCGAUGUCGAGUAACCAACGCUGCCGGCCAAGUGCAGCACAUUGGACAUCUGCGUGUCCGGUCUGAGCCCAGCCUCACCAUUCAGCCGCAUCAAUCGACGUACUUUCUCACCCGACGCCCGCUGAUUAUCUCAUGCCUGGUCACCGGGUACCCGUUAGCCGGCACCAACCUGACGGCGCACAUGUUAGCCAAUGAGGAUGGGGAUGAACAAGCAAUGGCUGAUGAACCACAGGUGCGAAAGCACUUAGCCGAAGUUGAGCGUAAUUCGCCUGUGCGACUGAUGGUUCUCAAAGCCAACAGACUCCGUGAGCCCUUUGUCUCCGUUAAAUUAACGGACAUCCGCGCUGGAGUGUACGAGGGGUAA
Molecule: messenger RNA, 1764 nt
Organism: Mesocestoides corti
Lineage: Eukaryota; Metazoa; Platyhelminthes; Cestoda; Cyclophyllidea; Mesocestoididae
Source: the annotation of a GenBank genome assembly